Molecule: messenger RNA, 962 nt
Organism: Terrapene triunguis (Three-toed box turtle)
Lineage: Eukaryota; Metazoa; Chordata; Testudines; Emydidae
Gene: RAB19
Product: RAB19, member RAS oncogene family
Exons: 3
Coding region: 1-648 (215 amino acids)
Cellular component (GO): trans-Golgi network
Molecular function (GO): GTPase activity; GTP binding
Source: RefSeq, a predicted model, not a curated record
AUGAUGCCCUUCUCCAGCUCCGGGUCGGAGGAAGCCUUCGACUACUUGUUCAAGAUCAUCCUGAUCGGAGACUCCAACGUGGGGAAGACCUGCGUGGUGCACCGCUUCAAGUCGGGGCAGUACCACGAGAAGCAGCAGAACACCAUCGGGGUGGACUUCACCGUGCGCUCGCUGGAGAUCGAUGGCAAGAAGGUGAAGAUCCAGGUGUGGGACACAGCGGGCCAGGAGCGCUUCCGGACGAUAACUCAGAGUUACUAUCGCAGUGCCCAUGGUGCCAUCCUUGCCUAUGACCUUACCAGGAGGUCCACAUUUGAAUCUAUUCCUCAUUGGAUUAAUGAAAUUGAAAAAUAUGGAGCUGCUAACUUAGUCCUGAUGUUAAUUGGGAACAAAUCAGAUGUAGCGGAGAACCGCCAAGUCCUUUUUGAAGAUGCCUGUACACUGGCAGAGAAGCAUGGGCUAUUGGCUGUGUUGGAGACUUCAGCCAAAGAGGCCCAGAAUGUAGAUGAGGUGUUUACAUUGAUGGCAAAGGAGCUGAUAGCCCGCAACACCUUGCAGCUUCAUGGAGGGCAUCCUCCAAACAGCAUCUAUCUGGACUCCAGGCCGGUGAUUGUUAGUCCAAGUGUAGAGAAGUCCCAGUGCUCUUGCUGAUGAGAUGUCUCAAUCAUAAGAGCUGUGAAGGUGUGGCUGAUGAUUUCAUACGUUUCCUGUUUGGCCUCAAACCAUCAUUCUAAUGUAUCACUGCCUUGCUGUUUUGACCUGUAACUCUCUCCAGGAGAUAGAUGUUGCAAUGGUCAAAAGUGCUGGAUUGCCUUGAACAUGGCAGCUGUUGGUACUUAAGCAAAGACUUUGAGCUGAGAGGAGAAGACUAGGCGCUGCUAGCCUGAAAAGAACUGUGAAGACUUACUCCUAAAUGGAAGCAACUGCCUUUGGAUAAACUCUCUGAAUAGAAUCUUCUGGCUGUG